GUUGAGAAGUCCUUGGAGCAGCUAGAAGAGGAAAAGUUACGCAAUAAGUAUCCAAAUCUGGCAAAACAGAAUUCCGCACUUUUACGAAAACGUCUCAACAAAAAUGUUAAGUAUUUUGAUUCCGGAGACUACAAUAUGGCAAAGGCGAGGGUCUGUGGCUCCAAGCCUACCAUCAUUCCAUCUACUUCUCCUUCCAGUGAUGUACCUCUCCCUGAAGUUAUUUUGCCCACUGCAACAGGUGAAACUAUUCCCACUGUAGAAAAUGUUCCAGCAAUGAGGAAAAAGACCAAUACAUUUAUUUGUCCUGGUUCACUUAUGCAACCCCCCGCUUCGCCUACUAGUGGUCUUCACGCGAAUCCAGGACUUUUGCAUCGUGCAAGCCUUCAUGUUAACGGGUUUCCUCGUCACACUCAAAUAGUUGCUCGUUCUCAAAGUGUUAUUGUCCCGACCUCAGUUGCUAGAACUUUUCAUGUGGCCGAUAAAGAAAUCUCAAACUUUGGAAAUGAAUCCAAAUUAGGAGUUGAACACUGCACGGAUAUUGGAAGACAGGAGGAAAGUCCAACUAACAAAUUCGGAACUUCAUGA
Protopolystoma xenopodis is the source of this 585-nucleotide messenger RNA. NCBI's taxonomy places the organism in Eukaryota, Metazoa, Platyhelminthes, Monogenea, Polystomatidea, Polystomatidae. The record is from the annotation of a GenBank genome assembly.